This is a messenger RNA of Rhopalosiphum maidis (corn leaf aphid), 4048 nucleotides long. It is a transcript of the gene Ire1, whose product is annotated as serine/threonine-protein kinase/endoribonuclease IRE2. Bases 1 to 2856 code for a protein of 951 amino acids. The record is from RefSeq and is a predicted model, not a curated record. Lineage: Eukaryota; Metazoa; Arthropoda; Insecta; Hemiptera; Aphididae. Gene Ontology annotation, biological process: mRNA processing; IRE1-mediated unfolded protein response; intrinsic apoptotic signaling pathway in response to endoplasmic reticulum stress. Gene Ontology annotation, molecular function: RNA endonuclease activity; protein serine/threonine kinase activity; ATP binding. Gene Ontology annotation, cellular component: IRE1-TRAF2-ASK1 complex. The transcript has 18 exons.
AUGGGAUUGACCAUCCGGGUGGUGCUAUUAGCUGUCCUACUUUUAGUCGGCUUGCUUUUCGUUGAUUCCCAGGACCUCAAUCAUCCAAAGGAUGACAAGAGUUUGGUCGAAACUAAUGUUUUGCAGUAUGAAGGAAUCAUAUUUCUGUCCACGCUUGAUGGUUUUUUCAUCGCGGUCGACCAAAGGUCUGGCAAAACUUUGUGGAAGUUUCGCGAUGAUCCACCUGUCAAAGUUCCCUCUAAUAUAAAAGAUGCCCUAACGCCAUUAUUUUUGCCAGAUCCUAGGGAUGGUUCCCUAUAUUUACUACAUAAUAAGGAUAAAGUAGGAAUCAAAAAGUUGGAUGUCACUAUCCCUCAGUUAGUAGCUAAUUCACCAUGUAGAAGUUCAGAUGGAAUAUUAUUUUCUGGAAAAAAAAUUGAUAGUUGGUAUUUUAUUGAUUGGAAUACUGGUGAAAAACACCCUUUUAUGAAUUUUGAAAAGCAAGGUGAAAUAUGCACAGCGAUUGCUUCUAAAUCUAUACUAUUGAGUAAAUCUGAAUAUAGCGUUAUGAUGGUUGACAGCUUAAGUAGUGACCAACGCCAAUGGAAUGUAACGUUUUUCAGUUACAAUUCUAAAACUAUGACCGAUGAACAGAAUUAUAAUCAUGGUAUGACUUAUUUUGCUGCUAGUUCGUCUGGUAAUUUUGCAGUUUUUCUUAAUCCUAAAGAUAAAUUUGAAAAAUCUCCUCCGAUAAACUAUAAUAAUUUACUUUGGGAAAGAGAAUUUGAUUCACCUGUUAUUGGAGUUUAUCAACAUGAUGGCGAGAGUCUAUUGUCGUUACCACUAACAAACAUAGCUAAAGACUCAAUAAAGCAUUUAAUUUCAAACAUUGCAUUAUCAUCAAAAGAUCCUAAUUCUGUUAGUUAUUUCCAUACACUUUACAUUGGCCAUCAUAUUAAUACAGGAUUGUAUGCAUUACCAGCCAUUGCAGACACUGGUGAAGUUAAUCCAUUAGUAGAUAGAGGAUUAAUUGUUCUUUUAGACAAAACUUCUUUUUCAGUAUUACCAUAUUAUAGUGGUAAUGAGUUUAAUGUAGAACCUAAAAAUGUUGAAAACCAUACAAUCUUAUUGGGGCACUACCAGCUGAAUCAAGAAUUAAAUACAGGUAUACCGAGAAUAACAGGAAACACCGAUUCAAUAAUUUACUAUCACAAUAUGAGUGGAUAUAACUACAGCAGUAAACAAACAAGCACAAUAUCCACUCAGACUCCUCAAUCUUUGGACUCGUGGCUUAUUGUUCAAAUACUUGGGGACAACGCUGGAAUUAAAUUAUUCAUGAUCGGGAUAACACUGUUGAUGAGUUUAAUGUUCUGGUAUCUACGAAAAGAAAUGAAAGGUUUGAAGAAUAAAUCAAAUAAUAGUCAUAACAGUUCUCAGGGAAGUUCAAGAGGUUCAAAUCAUUCCAAUAUUAGUUCAUCUCAAAUAGUUGAAGAAUUGCCUGAUGGUAGUUUUUGUAUUGGAAAAAUUAUGUUCCGUACAGAUGCAAUUUUAGGAAAAGGAUGUGAAGGAACAUCAGUUUUUAAAGGGGAGUUUGAAAGUAGGCCUGUAGCUGUUAAACGAUUGUUACCAGAGUGCUUUAUCGCUGGAGAAAGAGAAGUACAUAUUCUUCGAGAAUCUGAUUACCAUCCUAAUGUUGUUCGUUAUUACUGUACAGAACAAGAUAAACAAUUUCGAUAUAUUGCACUGGAAUUAUGUGCUGCUACAUUACAAGACUAUGUAGAAAAAAAUGAAUUAAGAAAUGAAAUUACUCCUAAAGAAAUUUUAUGUCAGUCGAUCAAAGGUCUGCAGCACCUUCAUUCACUUGGAAUAGUUCACAGGGACAUAAAACCACACAAUGUAUUAUUGUCAAUACCUACGCGUGGAAAUGGUAGUUUUAGUAGUGUCCGAGCAUUAAUUAGUGAUUUUGGGUUAUGCAAAAAAUUACAGGGUGGAAAAAUGUCUUUUUCUAAACGUUCAGGAGUUACUGGAACCGAUGGCUGGAUAGCACCUGAAAUGUUUGUUACAAAUGCAUCUGUGACUAAAUCUAUUGAUAUUUUUUCAAUGGGCUGUCUGUUUUACUAUAUCCUUAGUCAAGGAAAACAUCCAUUUGGUGAUUCAUUGUGGCGUCAAGCUAGAAUAUUGGAUAAACGUCAAGCCCCUUGUCUCAAUGCCUUAAAUGAAAGUGAAAUUUGGAAACGUUUGAUAUCUUUGAUGAUAAGUCGAAACCCAGAAGAUAGACCCACUGCUACAGCUGUUCGUUAUUAUCCAGCAUUUUGGGACAGCUCUACAUUGCUAUCGUUUCUUCAGGAUGUUAGUGAUCGCGUGGAAAAGGAACAUUCAAUGAGCCCUGUAAUGCUAGAACUCGAAAAAGGUGGUGAUGGAGUAAUCGGACAAGAUGGUUGGCAUGAUAAGAUUGAUCAAGAAAUAACUUCAGAAUUAAGGAAAUACCGAACAUAUAGAACUGGGAGCAUUAGAGAUUUGUUAAGAGCAUUUCGAAAUAAAAAACAUCAUUUUCGGGAACUAUCUCAAGAUACUCAGAAGUUAUUCGGUGAUAUUCCUGAUACAUUUUUAGAAUAUUGGACUUCCAAAUUUCCACUUUUAGUGUAUCAUACAUGGACAGCUAUGCAAUGUUUAUCAAAUGAAAUAACAUUUGUUAAAUACUAUACUAGCUGUUACCAAUUUCCACGUACAGAAUUUACUGAUUUGCCUAACUGGCUGUAUGAAAGUGAUCAGCCUGUCGCAUUUAGCAGCUUACAAAAAGUACCUAGACGUCCAAAUACUGGUAUGAGUUGGCGACACAGAAAACGUGGGAAAACUGUGGAAACUUCUGAACAAUAAUUUUCCAAUGUUUCAAAAAGAUUAUUUAUAGUAUUAUACUCACCUCAUUUUUUAAAUUCAAGUGAUUGAAGUAUGCUGCUCCUGCAUCUGAUGAUAUUCCAUAAGGUAAAAGCAUAAAUUGCAAAUCCGGGGAUGAUAUAGAAUAGUUUUUUUUAUCUGAUGGUAGUUGUAAUAAACCAAUAGCUUCACAUCCUGGAUGCGUCCAUAUGCCUAAAAAUUUAUUAUAUCAAAGAAAAUUAAAAUGAAUUAUUUGGGUAACUAUUACCAGUUCCUUUGAAAAAGUAUUUAUAAAUGUUUAUUGGUGAUAUAAAAUCUUUAAAAGUUAAGUCCAAUGAUUUUUCUAAAGUUAUCAUGUCUAAUCCAGUAAUAAUGUGGUCUUGUAAGUUUUCUCCCACUGCCAAAUCCGCAAUCACAGGAAUCUUUAAGUUAUAAUAUUAAUUUAAAAAAAUAAAAAUGUAAAAAAAAUAAAAAUAAAAAUGUUUUUCACUUUUAAUGGUUUAAGUUGUUGUGCUGGUCCAAUACCACUUAAUAAAAGUAUUUUUGCAGUAUUCAAUGUUCCUGCAGACAUGACAACAGACUUAAGUGCAUAUACUUUAAAAACUUGGUUAAACCUGUUGUACAUAACACCAUUUGCUUCGUAAUUAUGUUUAAACAGCACCUACUUUAAUGAAAUUUUAAUGAUUUAUUAAGUAAUUUUAAUAUAAUAUAAAACUAUUUUUAAAAUACUUUAUGCUGUAAAACAUAAUCACCUUUGUAACCAAAGCAUUUGUGAGCACUACUAAGUUUUUUUUUUUUCUUGAUUUUAAAUAUAGGUGUUCAGUGCUUAAUCUAGCCCCUGUUCUUAUUGACACUGGUGUCAAUGAGAAACUACCACCAUCUCGUCUAGGAAUAUGAAAUCCAUCAUUGUUCAUAUCUAAUGAAGUAUUAAAGUCCAACUCAUUGGCCGCCUCAAGUACAGCUGUUGCAAUUGGUGUCACAUGUGUUGGUUGAUGACUGAAGAAUUGUUUUUUAUUGGGUGAUCCUGGUUGUAUGGUUUUUAUUUUUAACGGUUUUAUAUUUUUAUUAUUUAUGUUGUGGAUUUUUCUCAUUUGUACAUAUAUGUUUGUAUAAAAUCAAGACACAUAGUGAUAAGUUACUUGUAAUGCUAACUGUUAUAUAUAUUUUUUAACAUAAAUAUACUUACUAUUAUAUA